AUGGCGAUGAUGAUGACUGGCCGUGUGCUGCUGGUGUGUGCCCUCUGCGUGCUGUGGUGCGGUGCCGGCGGGGUUGAUGCGAGUAAUCUCGAGAACAACGCAGUUGGCGGCUGCAUGGCGUCGGGAGUGUUGAAUACGAAUAAAUCGUACACGCCGAGCGGAUGUGACAAAACUGCGCUGACGCUGCCUUUACGAUCUGUCGUGUCCAUCACUGCCGUUGAAGCUUCGACUGACCCAUUGGUGAGUGGUACAGCAGAAAAUAAAUCGGAUUUAGCUCCAACUUCAGGUGCUGAUUUCGGUGGUGCCGGUUCUCCUCCUGGUCGCGGAGGUGAGGGUGGAGGCGGUAGAAACGACGAUGCUGGCGGUCCUGGUGGCGUUGGGGGUGCCAGUGGCAGUCAAGCUCGUGGCAGGAAAGCUUCUGGUGGCGGUGGUGGUGGUGGCUCAAAUGGAGGUUCUAAAGCACAUUUUGGUGGCUCUUUGAAGUCCCCUGCUUCGGAUGUCAAGUCCCCAUCUCCUGUUCUCGGUGAUGGUGGCAGUUCUCCUGGGGCUCCUACAGGAAGUGCAGGUUCUGACGGAAGCAAAGGUUUCAUUUUGGGCUCCUUUUCUUCUGGUGGUCGCAGUCAACCUGAUGUUGGCAGUCCAGGUGGUGAUGCAUCUUUGAGCGCUCCUGUUGCUGGUGGUAAUUCCCCACCCUCCAUCACCGACGAGAGUGAUGCCUUGGAGAAAACCGGCGCUGCGGCAUCCACAAAGGGAAGGAAACCUCAAGAAGCAGGUGAGCAGUCAGAAGCAAAUCGUGCACGGAACGAAUUGCCCAAAUUGUCGGCACCAGCGGAGUCAACACCCGAAGCACAAGAAGACUCUCCCAGUAAACAAGAAAAACCAGAAAGUGAAGCUGCUGGUAGGGCUGCAACUGGAGACGAGAAACGGCGGAGUGACGCGGAGGCACAAGGUCCUUCCACCGUGAUUUCCACCGCCAGCAGCCCGCCACUACCACCGCCAGCGCCAGCAACGGUAAGAGAAGAACGAGCAACAGCAGUGGCAGUUCCGGCAGGAGGAAGCCCAACAGCACAAACAGACUCGCAAACUUUGACAGAAGAAAGGACAAAAACGCCACCGUCACCAAACAAAAAGGAGCCUGAAGAGACGGAGCCUACUUCUGGAGAUGGUGUGGCAGAGCAACAGGGUCAAGGCACUGUUUUAACGGAUCUGAAGGGUGAACCUACCGGCAGCCCGGCGGAAGUAACGGCAUCAUCCAUCUCUACAAGUGGCAGUGGUGAUGGCCAGAGUAAGGCGGAUGGGAAUGACGACAACAGCAAAGGGCCCAACCCCAGAGGGCCACACAACGACCCCGAAGCCAGUCAUACCAACGUUGCGCCCACAGCCAGUGAGACAAACCCACUGACAGCGAAAGCAGCAGCUACCGCCAGAACAGAUGGUACGGCAACGCCUGGCGACAGUGACGGCAGCACCGCGGUCUCCCACACCACCUCCCCUCUUUUGCUUCUUGUUGUUGCGUGUGCGGCUGCUGCUGCGGUGGUGGCUGCGUGA
Trypanosoma cruzi is the source of this 1548-nucleotide messenger RNA. RefSeq names its product mucin-associated surface protein (MASP), putative. The record is from RefSeq and is a predicted model, not a curated record. Lineage: Eukaryota; Euglenozoa; Kinetoplastea; Trypanosomatida; Trypanosomatidae. Bases 1 to 1548 code for a protein of 515 amino acids. The transcript has a single exon.